AUGAGUAAGCAAGAUUCUCAUCGUCUAGAUAGUGAUACUUUAAGUUACUUUAAAAGAGUAAAAGAAGUUAUCCAAGAUGACUCCUUUGAAAAUGAUGAAGAUAAAUCUAUGUUUGUCCAAAAUGUUUUCGAGCAAGUGCUGGACAAGACAAUCGAGCUGUGCAAGCAUCAAAAUACAUCCUUAAUUUUAGAGCAAUUAAUACCUAUGAUGAAUCAUAAUCAAAUUUGCGCAUUUGAUGCUAAAUUGAAGGAAUCUUUUAAGUCGUUAGCAACAGAUCGUGCAGGUAGUCAUGUAAUCCAAGCAGUUAUCGCCAAGAUAACAAAAUUAUUACAAGAGAACAAUUUAAAAGAGAAAAUUCUGACUAUGUAUAUGGAAUUGAUUUGUCAAACUUGCCAAAUAGUUCAGCAAGAAAUAACUACUUUGAUAUUUGAUACUUAUGCUUCUCAUAUCUUAAGACAAAUCUUGGUACUUAUAAGUGGCUUACGUACUACUGAUAAUAACUUGGAUAAACCAUCACAACCUGUAAAAUUAAGACAUAAAGAGGCCAAUUCAAUUGAUUAUUACUUACAGAAAGAAUUGAACAUUGCUAUUAGAAAACCAUUGAACAAUAGAUUGAUGGAAUUAACAACAGAAAUUACUUCAAAAUGCAACUUUAACCACAUCAUAACAAACACUAUGAGUUGUUCAGUACUAGAGGUCCUCCUCACAGCUCUCGCUAAAGGCAAUACACCAUCAUGUAGGGAUUUAAUUCUAAAAAUUAUAGGUGAAAUUGAUUCUUUUAACCUUCGACAUCAUGAUAGCAGCUCUAGUAUUUUACCUUGCUUCAGCCAUCCUGUUGUUAGUCACCUUUUCGACAAGAUCCUGCAAGUUGCAUCUGCUAACACUCUGGAUCACGUCUAUUCCAAAUAUCUUAAGAAUUCUCUAUUGACGAUGUCCCUUCAUCCAAUUGCUAAUCACUCCGUACAAAAUUUUAUAUCUCAUAGCCAAUUCGAAACUCAAAUAGAAAGUGCCAUGAGCGAGCUCUCAGAUUAUUUCGAAGAUAUCUUUGCUGUUGGCCACUGUGGUAUUAUUGUUAGUAUGCUCCAGACUGGUGUUCGGUAUCCUAAGUAUCAAAAGAAAUUAUGGAAGUCGCUUGUUACAGCAUUUCAUGUAACAGAAGAUCAAGACUACUACAACAAAUGUGUCCUAUUGAUUAUCACAUUAAGCACAUACGAAGUAUAUUUUAACGUUGAAAAUACCGAUGGUGAUACAGAAAAUAAGACUCUAACGGAAAUUAAUCAUUUUGGAGCUUUGAUUCUACAAUCGUUAUUUAAGUUUAACAGCAAUUCCGACCUAUUAAAGAGUUGGUUUCUAUUAAAACGUGAGGAAUUACUUUUCAUUGCAUGCGAUAUAACUGGCAAUCAUAUUAUUGAAGCUUUUUUUGAAAGUUCAACCAUUUCUUAUAAGAAAAAAAAGAAAUUGAUCGAUCUUUACAAGGGAUCUUAUUGCCAUUUAGCUUGCAAUAAGUAUGGAAGUCGGUCACUGGAAUGCUGCUGGCGUGCUGCAGAAAUGACUUUGAAGGAAGAAAUUGCAAAAGAAUUAGUUGAACAAGGAUCUAAUUUGCGAUCUAAUUUUUACGGAAAGAUUAUAUUUCAUAAAUGUAAUUUGCAAUAUUUUAAAAAAAAAAUCGAAAUGUGGUCAUCAAAGGAACAAGCUAAAGAUAGAAAGCGACAAACUCUCUCCAGUAUAUUAGAUGAAGUUAACGAUAAUACUAAACAAGCUAAGAGAGCUUUAGCCAAAAGCUCUAACUUAUCUGACUCUAAGAAGGGAUCAAAUUAUUUUGGUAAGGAACUAUCAUUAUUAGGAUUUAAGCCACAAAAUUUGGAAGAAGCUGAUAAUGCAGAAAAGAAUACCGCUACAAGUUCCAAAACUACCACUGAUUGUAUAGAUGAAGUAUUUGGCAAAGCAAAUAUGGACAAUAAGGGUAACAUACAAUCGAAGAAAUUAAAAACGCAGGUGUCAGAAGAACAACAAGGUGAUAACUCGGAAGUAAAGAAAGACAUGCAACCUAUCUUAGAAGCGAUUACUUCUAUCAAAAAAAGAAAAAAAUCAAAAAAGACUACGAAACGAAAGUUUAUGUCUUAA
Messenger RNA from Trichoplax adhaerens, 2124 nucleotides. RefSeq lists its product as uncharacterized. Bases 1 to 2124 code for a protein of 707 amino acids. Gene Ontology annotation, molecular function: RNA binding. Gene Ontology annotation, biological process: endonucleolytic cleavage to generate mature 5'-end of SSU-rRNA from (SSU-rRNA, 5.8S rRNA, LSU-rRNA); ribosomal small subunit export from nucleus; endonucleolytic cleavage in 5'-ETS of tricistronic rRNA transcript (SSU-rRNA, 5.8S rRNA, LSU-rRNA). Gene Ontology annotation, cellular component: nucleolus; preribosome, small subunit precursor; 90S preribosome. The record is from RefSeq and is a predicted model, not a curated record. Lineage: Eukaryota; Metazoa; Placozoa; Uniplacotomia; Trichoplacea; Trichoplacidae. The transcript is spliced from 6 exons.